AUGUCGGAUGAGAAGGAGCAGCAGAAAGAUGCUCAAGAGGCCAUCGCCAAAGAAACACAACCCAGUCAGAAUGUCUGCCCCAAGGAUUUCUCCGUGUUCACCACCAGCGAGAAGAGAGCCAUUGUUUUGAUGGGAUCUCUGGCCGGCUUCUUUUCCCCGCUCUCCUCCAGUAUCUAUUUUCCGGCGCUGGACACUAUCGCUUCCUCGCUGCAAGUAUCUAUCACCAAGAUCAAUCUUACCGUUACAACCUAUCUGCUUCUUCAAGGAGCUUCACCUAUGUUGAUUGCUGGCUUCUCUGACAAAGUAGGUAGACGGCCGGCAUACAUCAUCUGCUUCACCAUCUACAUCGCUGCAAACAUCGGUCUUUCGCUCCAAAACAGCUAUGCAGCUUUGAUGGUGCUUCGCUGCAUCCAGAGUGCCGGAAGCAGUGGCACUGUUGCUCUAUCCAAUGGUCUCGUCGGCGACAUGAUCACCUCCGCCGAACGGGGUUCAUACAUUGCCUUUGCAUCGAUUGGGCUCAUGCUGGGUCCGUCUCUUUCCCCCAUCAUCGGUGGUCUGAUCAGCCAGUAUCUGGACUGGCAUUGGAUCUUCUGGUUUUUAUUAAUCCUCAGCUCUGUCUUCUUUGCCAUUUUGCUCCUGUUCCUCCCUGAGACGUGUCGCAAAGUCGUCGGUGACGGAUCUGUUCCCCCGCCGCCUCUGAACAACAACGUCACCGAUAUAAUCCGACAUCGUCGUCGCAAGAGAGCUGGACUCGCAGCAGACCAAGCGACAAUUGCCGAAUACCGCAAGAACUACCGCUUCCAGCUCCCCAACCCGCUCCCGACCCUCCUCAUCGCGUUCGAGCUCGAAACCGGCCUAAUCCUCCUCGCCGCAGGAUUGGUAUUCGCCGGGUUCUACGCCGUCAUGACCGGCGCCUCCACCUCCUUCCAUGAGAUCUAUGGCUUCAACGAUAUCCAGUCCGCACUGAUGUACAUUCCUAUCGGCGCAGGCGGAAUUGUGGCCGCCUUUGUUACCGGGCCCCUAGUCGACUGGAACUUCCGCCGCCAUGCCAUCCGUGCGGGCCUCCCCGUCGAGAAACGAAAGCAGAGCGAUCUCAGUAACUUUAAUAUUGAGCGAGCUCGGCUGGAGAUUGCCUUGCCGGCUUUUUACAUCUGCUGCGUCAUGAUGAUCGCCUACGGGUGGGUGAUGAACCAUAAGGUUAAUCUUGCCGGUCCGGUGAUCCUUCUAUUCCUCUUCUCGUUAGGUCUUAGCUGCGCGUCGCAAGUGUUGAAUGCGCUCUUGGUGGAUCUGUGGCCGAAACGGUCUGCUGCUGCGACGGCGGCGAAUAAUCUGUUUCGGUGUGAGUUGGGUGCUGGGGCGUCGGCGGCCAUUGCACCCAUGACGAACGCCAUGGGGCAUGGGUGGGCGUAUACAACCCUGGCGCUGAUAUGUGUGUUGUCUACCGGGUGUUUGUGGUGGACGAUGUUCUUUGGGAUUCGAUGUCGGCAGAAGAGGGCACAACGGGAGCAGGCGAGGCGGAGUUGA
Aspergillus fischeri NRRL 181 is the source of this 1524-nucleotide messenger RNA. RefSeq names its product MFS transporter. The record is from RefSeq and is a predicted model, not a curated record. The transcript has 2 exons. Gene Ontology annotation, molecular function: transmembrane transporter activity. Gene Ontology annotation, biological process: transmembrane transport. NCBI's taxonomy places the organism in Eukaryota, Fungi, Ascomycota, Eurotiomycetes, Eurotiales, Aspergillaceae. Bases 1 to 1524 code for a protein of 507 amino acids.